Engraulis encrasicolus (European anchovy) is the source of this 8343-nucleotide messenger RNA. RefSeq names its product teneurin transmembrane protein 1 (gene tenm1). The coding region runs from base 1 to 8235 and encodes 2744 amino acids. Gene Ontology annotation, cellular component: neuron projection; membrane. Gene Ontology annotation, biological process: heterophilic cell-cell adhesion; neuron development; signal transduction. Gene Ontology annotation, molecular function: cell adhesion molecule binding; protein homodimerization activity; protein heterodimerization activity. NCBI's taxonomy places the organism in Eukaryota, Metazoa, Chordata, Actinopteri, Clupeiformes, Engraulidae. The record is from RefSeq and is a predicted model, not a curated record. The transcript has 37 exons.
AUGAAUCAGAUGAACAACAAACCCUACCAGUCCCUCUCCAGGGCUCGUCCAGACAUGGAGCUACGCUACUCCAGCUCCUCGGAGGAGAGCGAGGAGGGAGGCGGAGCCAACCACCUGCAGCAGUCCUCCUACGGCAGCCACGCCCCCCACGCCCCUCACGCCCCCCACGCCACGCACGUUGGCAGCCACGAAUACAGCAUCGACCGCCGCCUCAACUACAACAGCCACCGCGUCAAGAGGAAAACUAGCCAGCCGCCCAGCACAGAUGAUGACUUCCUCCACGCCUCCUCGACCCAGCACACCUACACGGGCGGCGUGUCCGUGGGGGGCGGCUCUGACCCGGACACGGAGCCGGAGGGCCCGGCCUCCCCGGACCACGCGCUGCACCUGUGGAUGCAGGAGGUGAAGUCGGAGCAUGGCGGCUCGGGCCUCUCCAGCCGGGCCAACUCCGUCCUGUCCCUCACCGACACCGAGGCCGAGAGGAAGUCUGACGUGGACAACGACCUCGCCAGCAGUCCUGGGGCCCAGUUCACAUUCAAGCCACUGCCUCCUCCGCCUCCGCCCCCCCACUCGUGCACAUGUGCCCGGCCCGUGCCCCCGCAGUCCUCCGACGGGCUCCAGAGGAACACCCUGCCCGCCCGCUGCCAGCCCCUCGACCUGGCCGGCAAGAACGCAGAGGAGCUGGGCCAGCCGCAGAACAGCUGGGCCCUCAACAGCAACAUCCCGCUAGAGACCAGACACUUCCUCUUCAAGCACGGCUCGUCUGGCUCGUCCACCCUCUACCGCGCGGCCAAUCAAAACUACCCCCUCACCUCCAACACGGUGUACUCGCCGCCGCCACGGCCCUUACCCAGAACCACCCUCUCCAGGCCGCUCUUCUCCUUCAGCAAGCCCUACCGCUGCUGCAACUGGAAGUGCACGGCCCUCAGCGCCUCGGCCAUCACCGUCACCCUCGCCCUGCUGCUCACCUACGUCGUGGUAGUGCAUCUGUUUGGGCUGACCUGGCAUCUGCAGUCGUCGGACGCUCCGCUGUAUGAGAACGGCCUGAGUAAGACGGAGGGGGCCGAGGACAGACUCAGCAUGGGCUUCCCCCCCUUCCCUCCCGCCGGGGUCAACGGCACCGCCAGAGAUAAAGAGGUGUUCCAGCGUGGGCGAGCCAUCGAGAGGGGCGAGGUGGACAUCGGCAUGCAGCUGAUGCAGACCAUCCCCCCGGGCCUCUUCUGGAGGUUCCACCUGAAGAUCCACCACCCCGAGUACGUGCGCUUCAACGUCUCCCUGGCCAGCGACGCCCUGCUGGGCAUCUACGGACGCAGGAACAUCCCUCCUACACACACACAGUUUGACUUCGUGAAGCUGCUGGACGGCCGGCACCUGGUCCAGCGAGAGCCCAGGCGAUCGGAGGAGCCCAACAAAAACAGCAGGCCGUCGCUGCAGAACCUCUACCUGUCGGCGCUGCAGGCCACAGGCUUCGUGGAGUACCUGGACGCCGGCACCUGGUACCUGGCCUUCUACAACGACGGCCGCAAGAUGGAGCAGGUGCUGGUCUUCACCACCUCCAUAGAAACGAUGGAUGGCUGUGAGACCAACUGCAAUGGCAAUGGGGAGUGCGUGGCAGGCCACUGUCACUGCUUCACUGGCUUCCUGGGACCCGACUGCUCCAAAGACUCGUGCCCGGUGCUGUGCAGUGGUAACGGGGACUAUGAGAAGGGCCACUGUGAGUGCCACGCGGGCUGGAAGGGGGCGGAGUGUGAUGUCCAGGAGGACCAGUGCAUCGACCCCACCUGCUCCAACCACGGCCAGUGUGUGGACGGCAUCUGCCAGUGCGCGCCAGCCUACAAGGGCAACAACUGUGAACAAGUUGACUGUGAGGACCCCCUGUGCUCCAGCCACGGCGUGUGCGUGGGCGGCGAGUGUCUGUGCUCGUCGGGAUGGGGCGGGCCAAACUGCGACGUGCCCUUGCCCUCCUGCCAGGAGCAGUGCUCGGGCCACGGCAUCUAUCAGGCCGACACCGGAGCCUGUGUCUGCGAGCAGGGCUGGACCGGAGCCGAAUGCGCAACAGAGGAGUGUCCAGUGCCCUGCAGUGUCCACAGUGUGUGUGUUGGUGGCCAGUGCCAGUGUGAGGAGGGCUGGACGGGGCCGGCGUGUGACCGGCAGGCGUGUCACCCGGUGUGUGAGGAGCAUGGGGAGUGUAAGGAGGGCAGGUGUGUGUGCCACCCAGGCUGGGAGGGAGAGCACUGCACCAUCGCACUCUACCUGGAUGUUGUUGUUAAAGACGGGUGUCCGGGCCUGUGCAACGGUAACGGCCGCUGUACCCUGGAGCAGAGUGGGUGGCACUGCGUGUGCCAGGCCGGCUGGAGUGGCGCCGGGUGCAACAUCGUCAUGGAGACGGAGUGCAGUGACAGCGUGGACAAUGACGGAGAUGGCCUGGUGGACUGUGUGGAUCCGGACUGCUGCCUGCAGCCGGGCUGUGAGAUGGGCGCGCUGUGCCAGGGUGCCCCCGACCCCCUGGAGCUGGUGCAGCACAACGCCACGCCCUUCGUGCCCCGCGCCGCCGCCCUCUUCUACCAGCAGGUGCGCUUCCUGGUGGGCAGGGGGAGCACACACGUCCUGCCCGGAGAGGUGCCCUUUGACACCAGUCGCGUGUGUGUCAUCCGGGGCCAGGUGGUGGCUGCUGACGGGACGGCCCUGGUGGGGGUCAACAUCACCUUCCAGAGGAACCCAGAGUACGGAUACACCCUGAGCAGACAGGACGGCAGUUUCGACCUGCUGUCCGUGGGUGGCGUCUCCGUCACCCUGCUAUUCCAGAGGGCUCCCUUCCUGUCCCAGAAGAGCACUGUGUGGCUGCCCUGGAACCAGUUUGUGGUUCUGGACCGCGUGGUCAUGGACCGGGCCGAGCCCAAGCCGGCGGCCACCUGCGACAAGAAGAGCCUGGCCAGCCCCUUCCCCAUCGUGCUGUCCUCCCCCCUCACCCGCUUCACCGGCACCUGUCAGGAGAGGGGCCCCGCCGUACCUGAGCUACAGGCGGUGCAGGAGGAGGUCUUCAUCCCGGGCAGCUUUGUGAAGCUGAGCUACCUGAGCGCGCGGGCCCCGGGCUACCGCUCCCAGCUGCGCGUGCUGCUGACCCCCUCGGUGCUGCCGCAGGGCCUGGCCAAGGUGCACGUGGCCACCGCCGUGCAGGGCCGGCUGCUGCAGAAGUGGUUCCCCGCCGCGCCCAGCCUGGUCUACCUCAUGUCCUGGAACAAGACCAACGUCUACGGCCAGCAGGUCACCGGACUGGUCAACGCACAGGUGUCCGUGGGCUAUGAAUAUGAAGAGUGUCCGGAUUUCAUCUUGUGGGAGAGGCGCUCGGCGCAGCUGCAGGGCUUCGAGAUGAUUGCGUCCAACCUGGGCGGCUGGUCUCUGGACAAACACCACAUCCUUAACCUGGACAGCGGCAUCCUGCACAAGGGGAAUGGCGAGAACAUCUUCAUCUCGGCCCAGCCCCCGGUCAUUGCCACGGUGAUGGGGACGGGCGCGGUGCGGGCCAUCCCGUGCCCCAGCUGCAGCGGGCCGGCGGCGGGCCGGAAGCUGUUCGCCCCCGUGGCGCUGGCCUGCGGCUCGGACGGCAGCGUGUACGUGGGCGACUUCAACUUCAUCCGCAGGGUCCUGCCCAGCGGCUUCACCAUCAGCAUCCUGGAGCUACGGAACCGAGACAUUCGUCACAGCACCAGCCCAGCCCAUAAGUACUACCUGGCCAUGGACCCAGUGAACGAGGUUCUGUUCGUGUCGGACACCAGCAGCCGUCGGGUGUACCGGCUGCGCACCCUGACCGAGCCACGGGACCUGGCCCGCAACGUGGAGGUGGUGGCGGGCACGGGCGAGCAGUGCACCCCCUUCCACCAGAACAUGUGCGGAGACGGGGGCAAAGCCACGGACGCGUCCCUCAACAACCCCAGAGGUAUUGCGGUGGACAAAUACGGUCUGGUCUACUUUAUCGACGGCACAACCAUUCGUAAGAUCAGCGAGAAAGGCAUCAUAUCGACAGUGAUCGGCUCCAACGGUCUGACGUCCACACAGCCACUUAGCUGCGACUCGCACAUGGACAUCAGUCAGGUGCGUCUGGAGUGGCCGACCGACCUGGCCGUCAGCCCACUGGACAACUCCCUCUACGUGCUGGACAACAACAUCGUGCUGCAGGUCACCCUGGGCAACAGCCAGGUGCGGGUGGUGGCGGGCCGCCCCAUCCACUGCCAGGUGCCCGGGCUGGAGCACCUGGGAGCAGGUGGGGGCGUGGUGGGGGUGAGCAGGACGGCGGUCCACACGGCCCUGGAGGGGGCCAAGGCCAUCGCGGUGUCCCACCAGGGCAGCCUGUACGUGGCCGAGACGGACGAGCGCCGGACCAGCCGCGUGCAGCUGGUCUCCACCAACGGGGAGAUCUCCCUGGUGGCCGGGGCGCCCAGCGAGUGCGACUGCAAGAUCGACCCCAGCUGCGAUUGCUUCUCUGGUGACGGUGGCUACGCGCGCGACGCCAAGCUCAAGUCCCCCUCCUCCUUAGCCGUCUCCCCCAAUGGCACCCUGUACAUCGCCGACCUGGGCAACGUGCGCGUGCGCGCCGUCACCAGCAACCGGCCGCGCCUGAACCGCCAGCGGCAGUACGUCAUCAGCUCGGUGGUGGACCAGGAGCUCUACCUGUUCAGCCCCAAUGGCACGCACCUGCACACGCGCAGCCUGGUGACGGGCGACUACCUCUUCAACUUCACCUACGGCCCGCAGGGCCACCUGACGGUCGUCACGGCCAGCAACGGCGGCUCGGUGCACGUGCGGCGCGACGCCAACGGGAUGCCCCUCUGGCUGCUGGUGCCCGGCGGGCAGGUGUACUGGCUGACCCUGGGCAGCACGCUGGGCACCCUGAAGAGGGUCUCUGCGCUGGCCCACGACCUGGCGCAGAUCAGUUACUACGGCAACACGGGCCUGCUGGCCACCGUCAGCAACGAGAACGCCUGGACGACUGUUUAUGAGUACAACAGUGACGGCCACCUCAUCAAUGUCACCUUGCCGACGGGCGAGGUCAGCAGUUACCACGGCAGCAUGGAGAAGUGGGUCAAGGUGGAGGCGGACACGUCCGGCAGCGAAAACUUUGUGGCGGCCACCAACUACUCGGCAGCCAGCACCAUCUACAUGCUGCGGCAAGCUCAUGCCCAGAACGUGUACCGCAUCAGCUCGGACGGCUCGCUGUGGGUGACGUUCUCCAGCGGCAUGGAGGUGACCCUGGGCACGGAGCCGCACGUGACCUCGGACGUGGCGUCAGUGUCCGGGGUGUCGGCGGGGGGCACGGUGCACCCCACGGUGGGGCGCUGCAACAUCACGCUGCCCGGCGAGCACAGCCACAGCCUCAUCGAGUGGAGGCAGCGGCGCGAGCAGGCCAAGGGGAACUCCACCGCCUACGAACGACGACUACGGGCCCACAAUAGGAACGUCUUGUCCAUCGAUUUCAACCAAACCACACGUAUCGGGAAGAUUUACGACGACCACCGCAAGUUCACGCUGAAGAUUCAGUAUGACCCGCUGGGUCGGCCGGUGCUCUGGUCUCCCAGCAAGUACAACGAGGUGAACGUGUCCUACUCUCCCGCGGGAUUGGUCAGCAGCAUACAGCGAGGCAACUGGACCGAGAGGCGAGAAUACGACAGUGGCAAGCUCAUCUCCAGAACCUGGGCGAACGGCAAGAGCUGGAGCUACACCUACCUGGAGAAGUCGGUGAUGCUCUUGCUGCACAGUCAGCGGCGCUACACGUUCGAGUACGACCAGACGGACUACCUGCUCUCGGUCACCAUGCCCAGCAUGGUGCGCCACAGCCUGCAGUCCACCCUCUCCGUGGGCUACUACCGGAACACCUACACCCCUCCGGACGCCCCCUCCUCCGCCCUCAUCCAGGACUACUCCCACGACGGGCGGCUGCUGCAGACCCUGCACCUGGGCACGGGCCGACGCACCGUCUACAGGUACAGCCGGAUGUCCCACCUGUCGGAGGUGCUGUACGACUCCACGCUGGUCACCUUCACCUACGACGAGGCUGCCGGAGCCAUCAAGACCAUCCACCUCAUGCAGGACGGAUUCAUCUGCUCCAUACGAUACAAGCAGACAGGGCCUCUGGUUGGCCGUCAGAUCUUCCGCUUCAGCGAGGAAGGUCUGGUGAACGCCCGCUUCGACUAUAGCUACAACAACUUCCGGGUGACCAGCAUGCAGGCCAUGAUCAACGAGACGCCACUGCCCAUCGACCUCUACCGCUACGUGGAUGUGUCGGGCCGCAUUGAGCAGUUCGGCAAGUUCAGCGUCAUCAACUAUGACCUCAACCAGGUCAUCACCACGCACGCCAUGAAGCACACCAAGAUCUCCAACCCCAACGGGCAGGUGAUCGAGGUGCAGUAUGAGAUCCUGAAGGCCAUCGCCUAUUGGAUGACCAUCCAGUACGACAGCAUGGGCCGCGUGACGGUCUGCGACAUCCGCAUCGGGGUGGACACCAACAUCACGCGCUACUCCUACGAGUAUGACGCCGACGGCCAGCUGCAGGCGGUGUCUGUGAAUGAGCGUCCACAGUGGCGCUACAGCUACGACCUGAACGGCAACAUCAACCUGCUGAGCCACGGCAACAGCGCCCGCCUCACGCCGCUACGCUACGACCUGCGCGACCGCAUCACGCGCCUCGGCGAGAUCCAGUACCGCGUGGACGAGGACGGCUUCCUGCGCCAGCGCGGCAGCGUGCUCUUCGAGUACAACUCCAACGGCCUGCUGACGCGCGCCCUUGACCGAGACACUUUGCGCAGCGUGUGGUUCCGCUACGACGGUCUCGGCCGGCGCGUGGCCCAGCGCACCAGCGACGGGCAGCAGCUGCAGUUCUUCUACGCCGACCUGACGGAGCCCACGCGCGUCACUCACCUCUACAACCUCACCAGCUCCCAGAUCACCUCGCUCUACUACGACCUGCAGGGGCACCUCAUCGCCAUGGAGAUGAGCAGCGGCGAAGAGUUCUACGUCGCCUGCGACAACGCCGGAACCCCGUUAGCUGUGUUUAGCAGUCGGGGACGCAUCGUGAAGGAGGUGCGCUACACGCCGUAUGGGGACAUCUACCACGACUCCAACCCGACCUUCACCCUGGUGUUAGGGUUCCAGGGAGGGCUUUAUGACCCCCUGUCCCGCCUGGUGCAUCUGGGUUACAGGGACUAUGACGUGGUGGCCGGCCGGUGGACCACUCCCAACCACCAGCUGUGGAGGGAGCUGAGCGCGGAGCCAAAGCCCUUUAACCUCUACGCCUUCAAUAACAACUACCCUCUGGGCAGGCUGCAGGACAUCACCAGAUACACCACAGACUUGAGCAGCUGGCUGCAGCUCUUUGGCUUCCAGCUGCAGAACGUGGUGCCGGGCUUCCCCAAGCCAGAGGUGGACAGCAUGGAGCAAACCUACGAGAUGAUGCAGACGCAGAGCAGGACUCGCGAGUGGGACCCCAGCAAGGUUGUUCUGGGUAUCCAGUGUGAGCUGCAGAGACACCUGCGUAACUUCAUCUCGCUUGACCGUUUACCCAUGAGCCCCGUUAACGACCGCCUGAAGGGGCGGCAGGGGCGGCGCCCGCGUUUCUCCGCCCUCUCCUCCAUCUUCGGCAAGGGCGUUAAGUUCGCCGUGCGCGACGACGUGGUGUCCACGGAGAUCAUCGGCGUGGCGAGCGAGGACAGCCGUCGCGUGGCCGCGGUGCUCAACGGCGCCGUCUACCUGAGCGGAGUGCAUUUCACCGUGGACGGGCGCGACACGCACUACUUCAUCAAGGCCGGCCCCCUGGAGGCGGACCUGGGCGUGGGCGGAGUCCGCGUGCUGGAAAACGGCGUGAACGUGUCCGUGUCGCAGAUGAGCGCCCAGGUCGCCGGACGCCAGCGCCGCUUCGCCGACAUUCAGCUGCGGCACGCCGUGCUAGGCUUCAACGUGCGCUACGGCGCCACGCCCGACGAGGAGCGAGAGCGCCUCCUGGAGGCCGCCAGGGUGCGCGCGGUGCAGGCCGCUUGGCUGAGGGAGCAGCGCAGGGUGCAGGAGGGAGACGGGGGCUCCAGGGCCUGGACGGAGGCUGAGCGGAAAGAGCUCCUGGCGGAGGGCAAGGUGGCGGGUUACGAGGGCGUGUACGCGCUCCCCGUGGAAGACCACCCGGAGCUGGCCGACAGCCCGCAUAACAUCCACUUCCUGCGGCACACCGGCACCGACACGGGCCACAGGUAACCGCCGGGGUGCCAAAGACGUUUAAACAGACUCUCACAGAGAUCACAUAUACCACAGGCAUACACAGACAUAUACAGUACAUUCACAGACGCAACAUAGCUCACACAC